GUCCCGAGCCCGGCCCGGAGCUGCAGGAUGGCGGCGGCGGCGCCUGGGGCCGCGGUGGCGGCCUCGGCGGCAGGCGGCGGGUCGGUUAGCGGCGCGCGGGGUGCCGGGGCGCGGGAGGGCGCGCGGGUGGCGGCGCUGUGCCUGCUCUGGUACGCUCUGAGCGCGGGCGGGAACGUGGUGAACAAGAUCAUCCUGAGCGGCUUCCCCUUUCCCGUGACCGUGUCGCUGUGCCACAUCCUGGCGCUGUGCGCGGGGCUCCCGCCGCUGCUGCGGGCCUGGCGCAUCCCGCCCGCUCGCGGCCCGGGGCCCGGCUCCGGCCCCGGCGCGGCCGCGGGCGCCGACCCGCUACCGCCCCGCUUCUACCCGCGCUACGUGCUCCCGCUCGCCUUCGGCAAGUACUUCGCCUCCGUGUCGGCUCAUUUCAGCAUCUGGAAGGUGCCCGUAUCUUACGCGCACACCGUGAAGGCAACCAUGCCAAUCUGGGUGGUGCUGCUGUCCCGGAUCAUCAUGAAGGAGAAGCAGAGCACCAAGGUAUAUUUAUCCUUGAUCCCCAUCAUCAGCGGUGUCUUGUUGGCCACAGUCACUGAGUUAUCCUUUGAUAUGUGGGGGCUCAUCAGUGCUCUGGCAGCGACCCUCUGCUUUUCCCUUCAGAACAUAUUCUCCAAAAAGGUGCUGAGAGAUUCAAGGAUCCAUCAUCUUCGGUUGUUGAACAUACUUGGAUGUCAUGCUGUCUUUUUUAUGAUCCCAACAUGGGUUUUGGUUGACCUUUCUUCUUUCCUAGUAGAGAAUGACCUGAAUUCGAUUUCCCAGUGGCCCUGGACUUUAAUGCUGCUAAUAGUCAGCGGAUUUUGUAACUUUGCGCAGAACGUCAUUGCUUUUAGCAUUCUUAAUUUGAUCAGCCCAUUGAGUUAUUCUGUUGCAAAUGCUACAAAAAGGAUCAUGGUUAUCACAGUAUCCCUCAUAAUGCUACGUAACCCAGUCACCAGCACUAAUGUUCUGGGCAUGAUGACAGCUAUCUUAGGGGUCUUCUUGUAUAAUAAGACCAAGUAUGAUGCAAAUCAAGAGGCCAAGAAGCAUCUUCUGCCCGUGGUAGCUGGAGACCUUGGAAAUCCUGAUCACCAUCGAAACACACCAGAGAAAUCUCAGAAUGGAAUUAUUUUCCCUCAGCAUGGGGACUAUCACUAUGGUCGAACCAGCAUCUUCACAGAUCACUUUCAGUACAACAGGCAAAACUAUCCAAACACAUACAGUUUAAAUCAUUAUGAUGUAUAGAAUUUAGAAGACAGGUAGAGACUGUGAAGAGAUUAUUUUUUCCCCCAAGCAGUAUCACAAACUUCUGACACACCAGUGAAUUCAGAAUCAGAAUGUACUUCUCCUGCAGAUGGGAAGGUGUAUGAUUGUCAAUGAUACAAGUGUGAUCUUCCACUAAACACAUUCUUAUGCAUGGAGCACCUUCCAUAGGGAUCCCGGAGUAGGGAGUAUACCUGCAGUGCAAAAGUUUGGGGUUCUGAUGAAAGGUAAACUUUCAGACUCCAGGAGGGGAGAUCUUUGCUGCCUAUGUUGUCUUGGAGUUUGACACCAGAGGAUUGUGUUGAUAGGAAAAUUAUGGCUAGUAUUACUUUCCUGUGUUUAAUUUUCUGAAGCCAUGUGUUUCUAAGUUAACAUCUUUGCUUUCUGAAUGAAGUUACUUGAGAUCCUUUUUGAAAAAUUAAAAUUUCUAGGUAGACUCUUCAUGGGUUAGCAUUCAGCUAUGUGUGGUAUCAUGGACAAGGAUUGUGCCUGAGUUUCUGGAAACCAAAGUUUGCAUUGCACUACUUGAACGUGUCUGGGUCACAACUAUAAUGUGUGUGGUAAAGGGCUUGGUUGGUAGGAAUUUGUGACCCCAUUGUAAUGGUUUCUAUAGAUUGUCAAAAAGGAGAGAUUUUUUAUUUAGUCAAAGAAGGGUCAGUGCUAAAAGAAUUUUAUUAAUGACUGUGAGUAGUACUUCAAAUAUAAGGAAAAGCCAAGUAGUUUCCCAAGACAUUGUGACAAUCCAUUUGUGAUCCUCAGCAAAUGUAAAAAAAACCAAAACUGUAAAUAAGUAGACUGGUCUUUCCAUCCUGUUUGCAUUCUGGGCAUGCAUCAUUUGUUUCUGUUGCUGGGUGUAUUCAGCCUUAAUUGUUUGACCUGAAAUUCUGAAGUUGCACUGGCUCACAUCCAUAGAAGGAAGUUCAUCUCCUCUUCCAUUGCAGGAGAGAGCAGAAUAUUUUUCUCUCCUUGAUGCAUCAAGUGGUAUCAGCAGCAAGGGGAGUAUCAUUGCAGAUAUUCCCUGAUUAACAAAAGGCACAUAAGGAAAUAAUCAUCGGUGCUUUAAACAGCUCUUUCCCCAGGACUUAUACCCUCUCAUUCUCUGAGGUUGAAUUGGGCAGACAGAUACUGCCAAAUGAAGCUUUGUUUUUAUAGGAAGGAUUUUGCACUUUCUACAGAUGAUUUUGUAAAUGUGUGUGUCUGUAUACUGGGCCCUCUGACUCCCUCUUGAAUCUAAAGACCUUUGCUUUCUAGUGUUUCAAAACAAUGAUCUAUUGAUAGUAGCAAAUGUUUGCCUAAUACUCCUCUGUAUACAGUAGGAACGAGUCACUUUGCAGUUUUGUGUCUGAGUACUAUAAUCAGGGAAAAAUAGAAAGGAAUCAAGGAUACUCCGCAAGUGUGUUUUGUUAUUUCCUAAUAGAAAUGGUCGAGUUGUGUUGAAUAUGUUUUUAAAUUACAUUGUUCAGAAUCAUGUUUCCCGAGUAGGAUGAAAAGGCUAUUAGUUGAGCUUUUUUUUUUAAGCACACAAAUGAACAAAACAUUUUGACCAGAAUUAAGAUGUUACCCCUUAGGUUCUGAGUAAUGAAAACAACAGUAGAGCACCAAUUUAAAGCAACUGGCUCUUCCAUGGAUUUAGUGCUACUAUAGGUAUAAGUAUGUUCUGUUCUGUUCUUUUGAGCUUCCUAAUAAUUAUUGCAUUUUGCAAAAGCCUGAUAGAACAUGAUUAGUCCAUGAGGUCAGUGUUAAUCCUGUCCCAUGCCACUGGCCUUCUAAAGCAGCUCUCCUCCAGGCGAUGAACUCUUAACUCAAACCUUGGGAUCUUAAGUGCUGGCUUGCUUGUGAAAUACUGGUUGGAUACCUCAGUGGAUCCUCAUUGAUCUUAUUGACAUGCACUACUGUAGAUUGGAGGUGUCAAACAUGCAACCCGCAGGUCCUUGCAGCCGACAACACUCCCGAGUGCACCUGAUCCAGAUUAAAAUAUAAUUGGGAAAUACUUAACAAAAUAAAUAAAAAUAAAAUAAGACAGAUAAUAGUACAUUUUGAAACUAUGUCAAUAUAUGGUGCACAGGGAUCCUUUUGUAGGGAUUAGUUGCCAUGUUUGUCCUUGAGUUUGACCCCCCUGCUAUAGAUGAUAACCCAUCUAGACCUUCCUGUCCUGUGCCCUUCUGACCCUGUCCUUUCAUAAAGGAUUUACCUAAUAUACUGAUGGCCUUCCUUCCUCUACAUAUUGAGGUAUUUCAUAGAGACCAGGGCAGCAUUUGGCCUGUUCAUCUUUUAAUCCUCUUUUUUGGUACAUACUAAGUUCCACUACCUUUUCUGCUCAAACAUGGGAAAAAAUGAGGUCGUCUCCCUUGGAGGGAGAUACACAUUGUGUCAGCUGUUGGCUCAUUGACUUUUUCCUUCUUGCUUCUGUUAGACUAAUGAAAUAACUCAGCUUCUUAAGUGUUUUGCAUGAAAAUGAGCCAGUAUUGUAACCAACAUUUGAAUCCGUUUUUUUAAGUUACUACUUUUUUAUAGUAAGUACGCUAGUACAUUAAAUAAAAUCAGUCAAAAGAAAUAAAUGAUCAGCUUUGUAAGGUCCUGUCACUGCUUACAAUCCCCCUAUCCGGGCUAGACUUUUAUAUGCCACAGAUUUUAAAGCAACUUUGUGUGUGUGUGUGUGUGUGUGUGUGUGGCUCAGCUUUCUGCUUCUAAGCUUGAGUACAGUUAGUACCUAAAAUCACAAGGCAUGACUUGGGAGAGAUACAGAAAAGCACUUCCCAAAUUUCUUUAUGAUGGGGGGUUAGAUCCUAAACAUGGAUUUUUCUUUUCUUUUUAGCGGCAUUUGAGCAAUACUGAGACAUUUUUGCACAUUCUAGUUAAGACAGCAAAGUAGUGUUUCUGGCUUUUGCCAUUUGAUUUCUUGAACACCGUAAUCCAACUCCAAAAAAAUUCAGGUAAAAGGAAGUUUCUGAUAUUAUUGCAGUUUGUAUUAACUUAAUUUUUCAAUGCAGGAUCUUAUGUAGGUGAGGUGAAACAGUUGUUAAAUACCAUGUGUAAAUUAAUGAGUGGUCUCUAGCUCUGUGCAUCAACUUGUAUGUAGCAGGUACGUACACUGGAAUGAAAAGACCCUACGGGGACAGUCAAACAAAAUGUUCCUCGUCCUCAAAGGAAAGAAAAUAAAUCUUUACCAUUGUAA
Messenger RNA from Phascolarctos cinereus (koala), 4465 nucleotides. RefSeq names its product solute carrier family 35 member E1 (gene SLC35E1). The record is from RefSeq and is a predicted model, not a curated record. NCBI's taxonomy places the organism in Eukaryota, Metazoa, Chordata, Mammalia, Diprotodontia, Phascolarctidae.